Molecule: messenger RNA, 929 nt
Organism: Pangasianodon hypophthalmus (striped catfish)
Lineage: Eukaryota; Metazoa; Chordata; Actinopteri; Siluriformes; Pangasiidae
Exons: 3
Coding region: 164-823 (219 amino acids)
Source: RefSeq, a predicted model, not a curated record
ACAGUUUAUUCCAAAGUCAGUUUGGAAACCAGUCACAUUUGCAGGGUAUUUUUUUUAAUGCAAAGUAAAAUGUUACUAAUUCAUUUCGUAUUUAUAGAAAACGACCAAAUCAAUCACGUCUAUAAAUACAAGCUGGCUGUAAUUACCAUGAUGAACCUGCAGCAUGAUGGAGGGAGACUGCAGCAGAUCUGAGGCAGCUAAGAACUUUGAGAGCAUCUGUUUAUCAGAGCUGGAUCAAGGUUUCCUCACAGACUGCAGCUUGUCUGCUUUGUCCACUGAAGGAACACUGAAAGCACCCAAAAGCAUUGUGGUAGAGUAUACAGAACCCAGUUCAACCCUUCCUGCUUCCUGUAACCACUCCUCUAGUGUUUUAUCUCCUUCCAAUCUCCCGAGUAAGAUGUCCCUUCUGUCCCCAAGUAUCACCAUGCGUUCUGCUGGCAUGAGCAGUCUCCUGGAAGGUAAGUCCUCCACUCCUUAUGAGAGGAUGACCUUCCAGAAGCCAGUCCUGGCCAGCUCGUUGGACCUUUCCUCCAUUGACCUGACCACCUCACAUCCUUUAUGGGAGGUCUCACUCAUCAAACCUAACAUGGAGAGCCCCAAACUGUGCCUGGAUUCCAGUAAGGUGGAGUUCAUAUGGAGUCCAAGUUACCAAGCUACACCUCCAAAGCCGGCAGAGGUUUCCUCACUGAUCUGGUCAGGGACACCGCCGGAGGGUCAGAGGUCAUGCAGGGAGUUCACCUUUCAGGAUUCGAACCUGCGCCAUGCUGUGUUGGAGCUGACCGACGAGCAACAGAAGAGUUUGUCCCGAAACAUGGCCAUGUAGUUGUGUACACUGAUGCUUGUUGUAGGAUCUGUAUGGUGACCGAAGUGAAGAUUAUUGUAACAAUGUAUAUUUUUGUACUUGAAAUAAAGUGUAGUAUUUAUAUUAA